AUGAUGUCGGGGGACGCUUCCAAGCUGCCGAGCCUCCCGUCGUCGCGCGACUCGUCGGGCUUGUCAGGGCGCAGCAGUCGGUCCACGGACAGCAUGCCACUCUCACCACGCUGCUGCAACAACGAGGUCGAGAGCGACGACGAGGCCGACACGCCACUCGGCAACAACGGUGAACUCUACACCGAGAUCGAGACCUUCCUCAACAAGCCUUCGCCGAGGCAAGCCGAUCUGGCGGCCAUUGCGCGCGGGUCGCGCUCGAACGAGAACCUCCUCCCGACGCUCAAGCUCGAGCGCUCCAAGCUGCGCACGGAGAAGCCCGAGGCCAAGCGCGUCGAGUCGAAAGCAGCCGCUUCCAAGAAAGCCCAAAUCGACCUCAACAUGGUGCAGCAGGCCUUUGCCUACGCCAAGAACCUCCAGACCCAGCAGCUCCUGGACGGCGGCGAGGACGGUGACGACCAGCUCCUGAGCGUCAUCCAGCAGCAACUCGCUAAGGCCAAUAUGAGCAAGGCCAACAACACGCUGCGCAGCUCCAAGUCGGCCGAGAAAACGACCAAGGCGCCCAAGAAAAAGCCCAUCAAGGCCAAGUCGGCAAGCGCCAUCUACAACAACACCAAGCCGGAGCGGGUCAAGGCAACGGCUGAGUGGGACAACAACAACGGCGAGGCAAAGUCGUCGUCGUCGUCGAUGGACCCGCAACUCGUGCAGCAGCUAUUGAGCAACUUUGAGAAUGGCACGGCGCUGCAGGAGCUGCGGCAGGAGCUCGCGGCGUCCCAAGCCAGUCUCAAGGAGUCGCGCAAGCUUCUUCUUAAAACAUAA
Saprolegnia parasitica CBS 223.65 is the source of this 816-nucleotide messenger RNA. RefSeq lists its product as hypothetical. Bases 1 to 816 code for a protein of 271 amino acids. Lineage: Eukaryota; Oomycota; Saprolegniomycetes; Saprolegniales; Saprolegniaceae. The transcript is spliced from 5 exons. The record is from RefSeq and is a predicted model, not a curated record.